Sporothrix brasiliensis 5110 is the source of this 1068-nucleotide messenger RNA. RefSeq names its product alcohol dehydrogenase, zinc-containing. The transcript is spliced from 2 exons. The coding region runs from base 1 to 1068 and encodes 355 amino acids. NCBI's taxonomy places the organism in Eukaryota, Fungi, Ascomycota, Sordariomycetes, Ophiostomatales, Ophiostomataceae. The record is from RefSeq and is a predicted model, not a curated record. Gene Ontology annotation, molecular function: oxidoreductase activity; zinc ion binding.
AUGAGCCUCGACAAAUUCAACCUGCCCAGCUCCAUGCGGGCAUUGGAAUAUGCCUCUGCCCGCAACUUCUCCGUCGUCACGAAAGCCCUCCCCCCCGUCCGCCCCCACGACGUCUUGAUCAAAGUCAAGGCCUGCGGCGUCUGCGGCACCGACGUCCACAUCCACCACGGCGAGUUUGGUGCCGUCUUCCCUCUGGUGCCGGGCCAUGAGACGGUGGGCGUCGUCGCUGCGUUUGGCAGCGCGGUGUCUGGCUUUGCGGUGGGCGACCGCGUCGUCGCCGACAACUCGGAGGUGUGCGCGUCGUGCCACUACUGCCGGCGCGGCCAAGAGCUGUUUUGCGAGCGCUUCGUCGCGCACGGCGUCGUGGUCGACGGCGGCUUUGCCGAGUACGCCGCGUACCCGGCGCAUCGCGUCUUUUCGCUCCGCGGCGACGCGCUGACCGACGCCGACGCGACGCUGCUCGAGCCGGCCGCGUGCGCCGCCCACGGGCUCGACCGCAUUGCGCCCGCGAUGGGCUCGACCGUCCUGGUGUUGGGCGCGGGGCCCACGGGGCUCGUGCUGGCCCAGAUGCUGCGGGCGAACGGCGGCUGCCGCACGGUGCUGGCCGCGCCGCCCGGCCCGAAACUGGACGUGGCCCGGUCGCUCCAGGCGGCCGACGAGUUUGUGGAGCUGCCCCGCGACGCGGCGGCAUCGGCCCAGGCGCUGGCGGCGCUCCGCCGCGACAACCCCUACGGCUUCGACAUUGUCGUCGAGGCCACGGGCAGCGCGGCCGUUCUCGCGCAGGCCAUCGACUACGUCGCCAAGGCCGGCACGCUCGUCGUGUACGGCGUGUACAACGACGCCGACACGGUCGCGUUCGCGCCCAACAAAAUCUUCAAAGCCGAAAUCACCAUCCUGGGCUCGUUUAGCCAGACGCACAAGUUCCCCGCCGCCCUUGACUACCUGACGCGCGGCCGCGUCGCCGUCACGGGCAUUGUCAACAAGACAUACCGGAUCGAGCAGUGGCAGGAGUGUCUGGACGCCAUGGCCAACAAGACCGUCAUCAAGGCGGCCAUUGUGUUUGAUUAG